AUGGCAGCUACUGCAACGCUAGUUGGGGCUUUGGCUUGCCAAAGAAACUCUUUCCUAGCUGAAGGCUUCGAGACGACGGUCUUAAAAUGCGAGAAAACCAAGGAAGACAAGAUCUUCGAAGUGCAACUACAGGACACGAUAUUAUUCCCUGAGGGUGGUGGUCAGCCAAGCGAUCUUGGAGAGCUAGUUGUGGACUCAAAUGAUCGAAAGGUUUCUGUUUUUGGUGUCGAAAGGAGAGGUUUGCAAGCCAUUCAUCGAGUCAAUGAAUUUGUCGAACCCGGUACUUCCGUCAAGGUUACCGUUGAUUGGCAAAGAAGAUUUGAUUUUAUGCAGCAGCACACGGGACAGCACUUAGUCAGUGCCAUUUUAGAUCAGUGGGAGCUUCCAACGCUUUCUUGGUGCAUGGGAGGAGUCCCAACAUACAAAAACCCGACUCCUGGACCAACCGAAUUAUUUAACUACAUCGAAAUUGGGAGGAAAUUGACUGCUGACGAAAUUUCUAAACUGUCGCACAUUUGCCAUGAACACAUUACUGUCAACCCGCAAAAGGUGACAGUUGUCGAGAAUCAGAAAGACGACGAGGCCUGUGAGAAUGAUCAGGCAGAUAUAAAUAUGUCCAAAAUUCCUGAUGAUUACGAUGUCGCUAAGGGCGUGGUGCGGACAAUCCAUAUCGGAGAUAUGGACGCAAAUCCCUGCUGCGGGACUCAUCUGACCUCCACUGCCCAGAUUGGUUCGAUAUUCAUUUCUCCUAAUCAAGGCGCAGUGAGGGGAACAAACUCCAGGAUUUAUUUCAUGUGUGGCUAUCGAGUGCUCAAAUACACCACUUUUGCAAAUGCAUUAUUAGGUCAGAUGAAGUCCUUGUUAUCAUGCUCAGAACCUACUAUUGUCGAAAAAGUAAGCUACCAGCUAGAGUCUGCCCAAAAAACCACUAAACGUGAGCAAUACUGGAAGAAAAAAAUUGCUACUGUCGACGCUUCAACUGCUUUCAAUGCUCUGAAGGAGCAUGGGAAAUGCUAUUACUCACAAGAUGAGUUUGGGUCCCUGGACUAUCUCACAUUGGUGCAUAAAGAAAUAGAAUCGAAAAUUACCCAUUCAAAAUUAAGAGACUACGUCGCUGUCAUUAGCGGAAGGGAAAAGGCUACAAAUUCUGGUGCUCUAAUCGUAGUUUCAGAUAGCGCUGACAAAAUUGCCUCAGUGACUUCGAAACUCCAAGAAAUUUGCCCAACUUUGAAAGGUGGUGGUGGUAAGAAAGGUGGAAAAUGGCAAGGUAAAGUGGUCUCGUUUAAGGGCCAAAUUUGGGAGAAUUUAAACGACUAUCUUUCUGAGAAUUUUAAAAAAGUUGCUUAG
Messenger RNA from Lachancea mirantina, 1347 nucleotides. Lineage: Eukaryota; Fungi; Ascomycota; Saccharomycetes; Saccharomycetales; Saccharomycetaceae. The record is from the annotation of a GenBank genome assembly.